Molecule: messenger RNA, 1784 nt
Organism: Amaranthus tricolor (Joseph's coat)
Lineage: Eukaryota; Viridiplantae; Streptophyta; Magnoliopsida; Caryophyllales; Amaranthaceae
Product: WD-40 repeat-containing protein MSI4-like
Exons: 15
Coding region: 96-1520 (474 amino acids)
Biological process (GO): regulation of gene expression
Cellular component (GO): nucleus
Molecular function (GO): histone binding
Source: RefSeq, a predicted model, not a curated record
AGGGCCAGCAUUUUACAGUAAGAAGACCGAAAGAGUAGAGGUAGAAAAAGCGGGAAACCGAGAACAGAGAAGAGAGAGAGAGAGAGAGAGAGACAAUGACGGAGAAAGGCAAAGGAAGAAGUGGGAAGCCAGCAGCUGAGGCUGAGCCUGAGUUAACGGUUGAUGAGAAGUAUACUCAAUGGAAGUCUUUGAUUCCCAUUCUCUACGAUUGGCUCGCUAACCACAAUCUUGUUUGGCCUUCUCUUUCUUGCCGAUGGGGUCCACUGCUUGAGCAAGCCACCUACAAGAGUCGGCAACGCCUUUACCUCUCUGAACAGACCGAUGGGAGUGUUCCAAAUACACUUGUUAUUGCAAAUGUUGAAGUUGUUAAACCUAGGGUCGCUGCUGCUGAGCAUAUAUCACAGUUUAAUGAAGAGGCUCGCUCUCCCUUUGUGAAGAAGUUCAAAACUAUCAUACAUCCAGGGGAGGUGAACAGGAUCAGAGAAUUCCCAGAUAACACUAGCAUAUUGGCUACUCACACUGACAGCCCUGAUGUUUUAAUUUGGGAUGUAGAAAGCCAACCUACUCGUCAUGCUAUUUUAGGAGCUCCCACUUCUCGUCCAGAUCUGAUUUUGACUGGACACCAGGAUAAUGCAGAAUUCGCUCUUGCAAUGUGUUCUCGUGAACCUCUGGUGCUUUCUGGAGGGAAGGACAAGCUAGUGGUUUUGUGGAAUAUCAAAGAUCAUGUCUCAACUUUGGCAACUGGGGGUUCUAAGUUUAGUCCUGCUGGUAGCAAUAUUAAAUCAGCAUCCAAGACUGGUGAUGUGACAAAUGUAAAUGUAGAUAGUCCUUCUGUUGCAGCGCGAGGCAUCUACAAGGGACAUAGUGAUACUGUUGAGGAUGUCCAGUUUUGCCCCACAAGUGAGCAGCAGUUUUGCAGUGUGGGGGAUGAUUCCUGUCUGAUAUUGUGGGACUCAAGAACUGGAUCAGAUCCAGUAGCUAAGGUUGAAAAGGCCCAUGGUGCUGAUCUGCAUUGUGUUGAUUGGAACCCUCAUGAUGAAAAUCUCAUUCUGACUGGAUCAGCUGAUAAUGCGAUUCACUUAUUUGAUCGGAGAAAUCUCACUGUAGGUGGAUUUGGAUCACCUGUCCAUAAAUUUCAAGGUCAUGAUGCUGCUGUCCUUUGUGUACAGUGGUCCCCGAAUAAUAAAUCAAUUUUUGGCAGUGCUGCUGAGGAUGGUCUAUUGAACAUAUGGGAUCAUGAGAAGGUUGGUAAAAUGCAAACAGGGAAUGGAAACAAAACAUCAGAGUAUCCCGAGGGUUUAUUUUUCAGGCAUGCAGGGCACAGGGACAAAGUGGUUGACUUCCACUGGAAUUCGAUUGAUCCAUGGACUAUUGUCAGUGUUUCAGACGAUUGUUCGAGCUCUGCUGGAGGUGGAACACUGCAGAUAUGGCGCAUUAUGGAUUUACUUUACAGACCAGAAGAUGAAGUCCUAGUGGAGUUAGACAAGUUCCGGUCUAAUGUAACCUCACGCCCCUCGUAGAUCUUACAAGGAAAUGCUCACCGAUUAGCGAUUUUUAGGUUAACAGGAAGUGGUUUGAACUUGUAGAGGCUGCAAAUUCCAUAGUCUAGUGUCUUAAUCUGGUUUAGCACGAAAAUUAGCUAAUUUUUCUGGGUGAAUAUUCUUCCCAUUUUCUGACUCUAUACUUCCUUUCUUAAUCUAAGGAUCAACUUUGAGCUUGUGCAAUUUUUAUCUGAAUUUUAAAUCAAAUUGAAAUUGAUCGUACACAUAAAAGUUUGAUUAUCC